UCAAGCGUCAACAACUCAACUGUCAAAACAAAAAUGGCGAACCGCACGGUAAAAGACGCGAAAUCAAUUCGCGGUACAAAUCCACAAUAUUUAAUUGAAAAAAUCAUAAGAUCGAGGAUUUACGAUUCUAAAUAUUGGAAGGAAGAAUGCUUCGCAUUAACAGCAGAAUUACUUGUGGACAAGGCUAUGGAAUUGCGCUACAUUGGUGGUGUGCACGGUGGCUUCAUAUAUCCAACACCCUUUUUAUGUUUGGUUUUGAAAAUGUUACAAAUUCAACCGGAAAAAGAUAUUGUGGUCGAGUUCAUAAAGAAUGAGGAAUUCAAAUACGUUCGUGCUUUGGGUGCUUUUUACAUGAGACUCACAGGUUCUUCUGUAGACUGUUACAAAUAUCUUGAACCAUUAUACAAUGACAACCGUAAACUUAGGAAACAGAAUCGUGAGGGCCAGUACGAAAUAGUGCACAUGGAUGAGUUUAUUGAUGAAUUGUUAAGAGAGGAAAGACUAUGCGAUGUAAUUCUACCAAGAAUCCAAAAACGUUAUGUGUUGGAAGAAAAUAAUGAAUUGGAGCCUAAAGUGUCUGCUUUGGACGAUGAUUUAGAUGAAGAUAUGCCGUCAGAUGAAGAUAAUGCUGACCCAGAUGCCAAAGAAAACAGGAGAGACAAGGAGAAACGAGACAGGGAUAGAAGGAGAGACCGAUCAAGAGAACGUGACCGUCGAGACAAAGACCGCAAGCGAGAACGAUCAAGGAGUAGAGAUAGAGAACGUAGACGGGAACGCGAAAGAGAGAGAGGAAAAGAGAGGGACCGAGCCAGGGAGCAGAGGGACCGGGAACGAGAGCUGAGGGACAGGGAAAGGGAGAAAGAAAGAAGAGUUAGAGAGAGAAGGGAGCCUGAGAUUGACAGAAGAAGAGAAAGAGGCAGAUAUUAAGGUUAAGAUUAAACACUUUAGACUUA
Molecule: messenger RNA, 953 nt
Organism: Plodia interpunctella (Indianmeal moth)
Lineage: Eukaryota; Metazoa; Arthropoda; Insecta; Lepidoptera; Pyralidae
Gene: Prp38
Product: pre-mRNA processing factor 38
Exons: 2
Coding region: 34-927 (297 amino acids)
Cellular component (GO): precatalytic spliceosome
Source: RefSeq, a predicted model, not a curated record